Cavia porcellus (domestic guinea pig) is the source of this 2262-nucleotide messenger RNA. It is a transcript of the gene Krt6a, whose product is annotated as keratin 6A. The transcript is spliced from 9 exons. Gene Ontology annotation, biological process: keratinization; intermediate filament organization. Lineage: Eukaryota; Metazoa; Chordata; Mammalia; Rodentia; Caviidae. Gene Ontology annotation, molecular function: structural constituent of skin epidermis. The record is from RefSeq and is a predicted model, not a curated record. Gene Ontology annotation, cellular component: keratin filament. Bases 58 to 1758 code for a protein of 566 amino acids.
UUCUCAGCUCUGCCCUCAGCCUCUCACACCCUCUCAGCCUUCUCAGCCCCAGGAAACAUGUCUAGCAAAACUACCGUGAGGAGCCAAAGCACCAGCCGCCGUGGCUUCAGUGCCAGCUCAGCCAGAGUCCCUGGGCUCAGCCGCUCUGGCUUCAGCAGUGUCUCUGUGUGCCGCUCCAGGGGCAGCGGUGGCACUGGGGCAAUGUAUGGAGGAGCUGGCUUUGGCAGCAGAAGCCUCUACAACCUAGGAGGUUCCAAGAGGAUCUCCAUCGGAGGGGGCAGCUGUGCCAUUGGUGGAGGAUAUGGCAGCAGAGUUGGAGGUGGCUUUGGCUUUGGAGGUGGAAUCGGCAAUGGAUUUGGUUAUGGUGGUGGAGCUGGUAGCGGCUUUGGGCUCAGUGGUGGAGCUGGCUUUGGUGGUGGCUAUGGGGGCGCUGGCUUCCCUGUGUGUCCACCUGGAGGCAUCCAAGAGGUUACCAUCAACCAGAGUCUCCUCACUCCUCUGAACUUGGAAAUCGACCCCACCAUUCAGCGUGUGAGAACAGAGGAGCGUGAGCAGAUCAAGACCCUCAACAACAAAUUCGCCUCCUUCAUCGAUAAGGUGCGGUUCCUGGAACAACAAAACAAGGUCCUGGAUACCAAGUGGAGCCUGCUCCAGGAGCAGGGGACCAGGACAGUCAGGCAUAGUCUGGAGCCUCUGUUUGAGCAGUACAUCAACAACCUCAGGAGGCAGCUGGACUCCAUCGUUUCAGAGAGAGGCCGCCUGGACUCCGAGCUGAGAAACAUGCAGGACGCAGUGGAAGACUACAAGAACAAAUAUGAAGAUGAAAUCAACAAGCGCACAACAGCAGAGAAUGAAUUUGUGACUCUGAAAAAGGAUGUGGACGCUGCCUACAUGAAUAAGACUGAACUGCAAGCCAAGGCAGAUGGUCUUGUUGAUGAGAUCAACUUCCUGAGAGCCCUCUAUGAGGCCGAACUGUCUCAGAUGCAAACUCACGUCUCUGACACUUCUGUGAUCCUAUCCAUGGACAACAACCGCAGCCUGGACCUGGACAGCAUUAUUGCUGAAGUCAGAGCCCAAUAUGAGGAAAUUGCUCAGAGGAGCCGAGCUGAGGCUGAGUCCUGGUACCAGACCAAGUAUGAAGAACUGCAGGUAACAGCGGGCAGACAUGGGGAUGACCUGCGCAACACCAAGCAGGAAAUCGCUGAGAUCAACCGCAUGAUCCAGAGGCUGAGAUCUGAGAUCGACCACGUCAAGAAGCAGUGUGCCAAUCUGCAGGCUGCCAUCGCUGAUGCCGAGCAACGUGGAGAGCUUGCUAUUAAAGAUGCCAGGAGCAAGCUGGAAGGGCUGGAGGAUGCAUUGCAGAAGGCCAAGCAGGACAUGGCCAGGCUGCUGAAGGAAUACCAGGAGCUCAUGAAUGUCAAACUGGCCUUGGACAUAGAGAUCGCCACCUACAGGAAGUUACUGGAAGGCGAAGAGUGCAGGCUGAACGGUGAAGGUGUUGGACAAGUCAACAUCUCCGUGGUGCAGUCCACCGUCUCCAGCGGCUAUGGUAGUGCCGCCAGCGGCAUGGGCAGUGGUGUAGGCCUAGGAGGAGGCAGCGGCUACACCUACAGCUCUGGCCACAGCCUUGGAGGUGGCUUCAGCUCUGGCAGUGGCAGAGGCAUCAGCGUCGGUGGGGGCCUCAGCUCUGUUGGAGGCAGCACAUCCUCUAUUAAGUACACCACCUCCUCCUCCAGCAGGAAGAGCUACAAGCACUGAAGUCCUCUCAACUCCUAUCCAAGUGCUUGGUCCCUGUGGCCACAGAGCUUCUCCUCAGGCCCCUGUUAUUCUCUGCGGUCUGCUCUGUAGUUAGAGCUGAGCAUGAGCAAGCCCCUCUUUUUACUCUUUGUACCAUUUUUCCUUAAUUGCUAGACCUCAGAAUCUUAACCUCUGUGCAACAUCAUGAUUUACUCACAUUUGAUUUCUCACUGAAUUUCUCAGUUAUCAAGGUCUUACCUGCACUGUGUUAUUGCUGAGAUUGAACACUAUAGGAGAAUUAUCCACAACACUUUGCUACGAGAAGUUCCUGCUUGGGACUUAAAAACAGCAGCUCCCCUUUAAUUUCAGUUGAUUGAAGAAUGUCCCAUUUUAUACAUGUUGUGAGAUUCUCUUGUAGUAACUAUGGUAGCACAAGUCCUCUUGUGUAUAGACCUGUAUCCCUGUGAUAUCUUCACUGCUCUUUGCUUUCUUAUAACUUCUAAAUAAAGCAGAUUUAUAAUAUAA